UCUGCCAAAGUAGCGGACUGAACUGAUCCCAAAGAACUGGUUUGUUCUGUCGUCCAAAGUUCUAUUUUGAGAUAAAAGUGAGUCUUGCAUGUCAGUUUGAAACAUGCAAACCAGAUUCUGGAGGAAGACUGGAGAGCUAGAGAAUCAAAGUUCCCACAGUCAGUGAGGAUUUGGGGACGUGUCAUCUGCUGUUGUUGCUCCUCUGUGUAUUGUCAGAGCAGCUGUGUGCCACAGUAUUCUAGGCCCAAUACAGCCUAAAGUACCAGCGCUGCCAAUCAGGAUGUUACUGUGAAUUGAUUCGUCAGCAAACUGGACUGACCUAAACCUUACAGAAAAUGUAUGGAGUGUUGUGAAAAGUAAGAAGAGAGACAGUCAGAGCCACAAGCUGAUCUUCUCCGUUACACGCUGCAUUGAUGCAGUACUUCGAGCAGAAGGAGCCCCGAACAUGUAAGCGAUGCUUAUUUUGUACAGCAAAUAGAAAAUUGUUUCUGGAUGUAGCCUAAUGUGAUUCUGAAAAGUAAAAUUUUAAGUUUCCUUAACUGUAAGCCGUAAUUAGAGAAAAGUAACAUUUGAACUAAAAUACUACAAUAAAGUAACUUCUGGGUGAUGUAAUGUUGAAAUCUGCCUGUUCGGAAUUUACAAAAGACGCUCAGAUUCAGUCCGGUCUGUCUGCAUAGACCGGUCUAUAGAUAAUCCACUCGUUAUGUAACAUAGAACUAAACAGGAUAAACCGACUGCUAUCAUGCAACUGCGCUCGAUGUAUCCAUAUAGAGAAGCAGAUGUAAAUCCUUCAUUUGGGAAAGGGUUCAAAACGGACUGCAGGUUCUCUCCCCAGAUUUGGUUAUGUGAUCAUCAGUUUAAGCCCAUAAUCCCGUCUAAUCGGGAAUAUUCCAUGCGUGUGCCUCGGGAGUUUGCUGAAAUGACACAUUUCUAUGCAGUUUGCCGUGUUUCAGAUGUGUCGCUCUGUGUACGCACAGAAGGGUCAGCCAUGGCUUUCAACAGGAGAGUCUUCACUUUGAGCGCACAAAGAUGCUCUGCUUGAUUCCUCUGCUUCUGCUGCUGCCGCUUCCGAGCAUAAUGUCGGGCUUCAGGCAGUGUCCAAGCCCCUGCCUUUGCUACGAGUCCUCUGACCUGGUGGACUGCAGGUCUCAGGGCUUGGACCAGGUCCCCCCCGGUGUCUCCAGUGGCACUUGGCUGCUGGAUCUCAGUGGGAACAGGGUGAGAGAGGUGCGCAGUGAUUCGUUCGUGGGAUUGUGGUCGUUGAAGUUCCUACUGAUGUCCAACAACAGCAUACAUGCUGUGCAUCCACAGUCUCUUUCAUCCCUACAGUUUCUGGAGAGGCUGGACCUGAGCUUCAACCGACUGCGCUGGCUGCCUCAGGACUUCACUCUCCAUCUGACCUCCCUCCAGGUGCUGCGGCUGGACCACAACCUGAUGCAGCACGUCGACUCCUCCUCCCUGAGAAACUGUGACAACCUGAGGAAGCUGGACCUGAGCUACAACCGCAUCCGAACGAUAGACACCAGGGCUUUCCACAGCCUCUCUCGACUGCGCCUCCUGCACUUGGAGGGAAACAGGCUGAACAUGCUCAAAGACGGGCUGCUGAGCCGCCAGCAGAGCCUGGAGGUUCUCCUGCUCGGCCACAACAACAUCUCAGCGAUCGAGGCCGAAGCUCUGGCCCCUCUCCGCGGUCUGACCCUGCUGGGCCUCCGCGGAAAUCAGCUGCAGCACAUCAAGUUCAAGACCUUCCUGAAGCUGCAGACCAUCAGCACCCACCUGCAGAUGUCCCUCAACCCCUGGACCUGCGACUGCGACCUGCAGCGCGUCUUUGGUAAGAUCCAGUACGUGCGACACCUGCAUGUAGAGGACUACAAGGCCAUCCUCUGCCACGCCCCUCCUCAGCAGGCUGGGAGCCCCCUCGCGUCCAUGGACAGCCAGCUGUGCAUGGCGGAGACAGCGUCGGUGCUGGUCAUCACCAUCACCGUGAUGCUGGCAGUGAUCGGUGCGCUGGUCAAAGCUGAGCGCAACCGCAAGAACAAACAAGCUGCGAGUGAUGCAGAGUCUUCAGACAAGUGACUGGUUAAAGGAUGGAGCUCUGACACACAGACAGCCAACUGCUGGACGCUACAUGAAACAGCCACUGGAGAAAGACCAAGUGGGUGUUUUUUUUCAUUUAGUUAGUGGAAAACAAUCCAAAAUGUUGUCAUUAUUUUCUGUCGGUUGAUUAGUUUUACAAGAAGGCUUUCCACAAUGUAUAAAUUGCUUGCAAAAAUAUUGAAACUUCAAUACUUUUCAUAUUGAAUCAUGUCAUCAGCAUAAAUGUAAACAUAUUCCACUGGGUUUUUUUUAUUGGCUAGACUAAUCCAAUGUUGUGUUUUACUGUGGAAUGGAAGGAAAUCAAUAGUUUUCUAUUUUUUAAUGAAUAAAAAUCAAAAAGGUUUGCUCUGAUACCUCUCUAAAAUAGUCCAAUGCAACCACUUAUUUCCAGAAGUCGCCCAAGUAGUGAAAAAUUUUCAUCUUGUGUUUAAUGCAGUUUUGGAAUAAAUCCAGCUGAUGCCAUACCAUAAAUCUGCAGCAGUCUCUUUGGUUUUUGUUGCUGCAAUUAUACAAUAUUCUAUGUGUCACAUCUAGAAUAUUGCAUAAUUACAACACAAAAAUAGAGAUUGUUGCAGGUCUAAAGUAUGGUGUCAAAUACUUGCUCUGCUUUGGGUAUGUAGGAUAAGCAGACUUAUCAAGCAGUCCCAGAUAUAUGUAGGCAGGGAAUUUGUCAGGUGUCAUUUAUUCUAACAUAAACCAUAAAAAGUGCAAAAUACAAGAAAUUACGAAAGUCUAACAACUGAAAUUGGGUUGAUUUUCAGCUUGACUAACUGCCUGACAUCAGCAAGUCAAAUACUGAGAAACUGGAAAUUUUUCUCUAUUUAUUGAAAGCAUCAGUACCAAGAAAUCCCAGUUUCUUGCCUUUUAUCGCAUCAACCAGUAGGAUUGUUUUCUUGAUGCAUAAGUUGGGUGAAACUUUUUCCAUCCUUCAGUUUCUAUUGGACUCAAAGCCAACACCUUUUAUUAAAGAAUCUACAAAAUUGUUUCCUCUUUUAUGCCUUAUAAUCUUUACAAGAAAAAGAAAAAUCUCAACUGACAGAUCAAAGAACAUCUGGUGCAUUUUUGUAACAAAUGCUUGUAUGUUUUGGUUGCAGUUAAUCUUUCCAACACGGUAAGGCAGCAGAUAAUAUUAUCACUACAUAUAAAUGAUGUGCACAAUAUUUUUCAGUUGAUAUUCUUGUGUGCUUUAAAUUUAUUGAAAAACCGUUUUUGUACAUCUUAAAAGCAACAUACCAUUAUAGAACAGUUUUCAUUUACUGGAAGAAUUUAAAACAUGAAUUGUGAUAUUCAGGAUUUCCCAGGGGAGUAUUAUGCAAAUGCAUAAUACUCACUCAUGUUGUAAAGUUUCAGAGCAUAACAAAAUGUAAACAAGAAACCAAAUAAAUAAAACCAUUUGCUAUUUAAA
Xiphophorus couchianus (Monterrey platyfish) is the source of this 3502-nucleotide messenger RNA. Its product is annotated as leucine-rich repeat-containing protein 17. NCBI's taxonomy places the organism in Eukaryota, Metazoa, Chordata, Actinopteri, Cyprinodontiformes, Poeciliidae. Gene Ontology annotation, biological process: inflammatory response; signal transduction. The transcript has 2 exons. The record is from RefSeq and is a predicted model, not a curated record. Gene Ontology annotation, cellular component: plasma membrane. Gene Ontology annotation, molecular function: protein binding; signaling receptor activity. The coding region runs from base 1030 to 2076 and encodes 348 amino acids.